Molecule: messenger RNA, 3051 nt
Organism: Penicillium oxalicum
Lineage: Eukaryota; Fungi; Ascomycota; Eurotiomycetes; Eurotiales; Aspergillaceae
Exons: 5
Coding region: 1-3051 (1016 amino acids)
Biological process (GO): post-transcriptional regulation of gene expression
Cellular component (GO): cytoplasm
Molecular function (GO): mRNA binding
Source: RefSeq, a predicted model, not a curated record
AUGCUGACUGAUGCCGUUUCCCCGUCACAGUUGGACGUUUCCACAGCGUUGCCCACCAUGGCCUUCAAAAAUGGGCUGAGUGAACGCCUCGAUGAGCUUCGGUUCCCAUCUCCUCGCUCCCCUCCCUCGGAUUCGGUCUUUCCAGGAUAUACAUCGCUUUCCCCGGGUCACUCCAAUUUUGGCUCGGGCUUCUCACGACCAUCGGCCGAUGUGAGAGGCAACUUGCAGCGACGAUUCACAACUGACUCGAGCAAGCUGUCAUCGUCAUGGAAUUACCUCAACCCCGGUCCCACACAAGUGCCAGACCACUCUGAUCUGCUCUCUUCAUUUGAGAAGAAACGCCAGCACAUUGAAUACAUGAGGCAGCAAAAACGUCGGUUUGAAGAGGACAUGAAGCUCCUUGACAUGCAGCACGAGAAGGAGAAGAUUGAGAUGGAUCAACUUGCUCGGGAUCUCGCCAAAGCCGGUCUCUCCGGACCAGUCAGUGAACCAACGACCCCUCCAGAGUAUUCUGAGCCUGUCGCUCCUUCCGUGACUCGCCCGGGACGGUUUGCUUCAUCCAGCGUCACUUCCUCUCCGGGAUUCUUCUCAGCGUUUGCUCCUUCCUCGCAAAUCACCUCACCUCAGGGUCCUUCCCAAUCCAAUCAUCAGGCUAUUGAUCGGUUCGCUGGCCACUCAAUGCCUAGCUCUCGCCGAAACUCAGAGAAGGAAGAGGCUGUUCUGGAAAGUGGUCCCUUCCGUCCAGGGCCUUCUUCAUAUCGACAGACUUCCUCCAUGUCUGGAUACAAGGCCAGCUCUGGUGUCGAUUCGUUUGCCGCCACGAAGCACUUGUUCCCCAGCGAAGAUCAUCAUUUGCAACUUUUGAAAGACGAAGAACGUCUCUCCACACCUGAUAUUAAGGGUUACAUCAAGAUGACCGAGCCGACCGAUGAUCACUUCCCCAUGCUCACUCGACAAAACGGUUCCACUAUCCUGUCUACGCCCUCGGAGACUCGAGAGUUCGUGAUGGCCCGCACCAACGCCCCUUCUGAGUCCUAUGCCCAUCACAGCCGCAACCGCUCGAGCCACCAGAGCAUGCCCAGUAUGCCGCAGGACUUCCUCGGUAUCAUGCGCUUUGACCCUGUGAAUAGCCCUCCACACGGCCAUGGCGACCGCAGCAGUGCAGCCCAUGCGCGCCACAUCUCGCUGGAAGGGGGUGGUACAACUUAUUCCAAUGACCGCCUUUCGCAAGCUCUUGCCUCGGUUUCCACCACUCGGCCCAACGGGCUGCAGCCCUCUUACUCCACCAAUGACCUGCCGACGGUCAAGGCCGGAGGCUUCGAUGCAGCGGUCACUCCACCAAAGACCAAUGCCGAACAUCUGCACAGCCACAAUGCUAGCAUGGGCCGCAUUCCCACCGGGGCAUCCGGCUCUCGUGUUCUGAAGGCGUCUCCCGAGCCCGAGGCCAGCAGUGGUCGCAUGUCCCCUUCCACCGUGUUGCAGGCGAGCGCUCCCCCCUUCGGACCUCAGCUGACAGCUGCCACUCCCAACAACGCUAUGACUCAUGCCAUGGUUCCGGCUGGGGUUCCUCCCUUCGCACCUCUGUACGGCUAUGCGCCGUACGUGGGCCAACCUGUCCAGGCGAACGCUCAACUCGCUGGGUUCGGCCAGGCCAAUGGCUAUGGUGCUUACCCUGCUCCGGCGUACCAACCCGCUCCAUAUCGAUACAAUGACACUGGGGCUCGCGGGGUGUCUGCUCCCCGCCGCCAGCUUGAUGGGGAUGCAGGCCAGGCGACUCGAUACGCCAACUUCCCGCUUGAGCACUACAAGGGCGAGCUCUACAAUCUUUGCAAAGAUCAACAUGGCUGUCGUUAUCUGCAACGAAAGCUGGAAGAACGGAACCCUGAGCAUGUGCAGCUGAUCUUCAGCGAGACCUACAUGCAUGUCAUUGAGCUCAUGACCGAUCCCUUCGGUAAUUACUUGUGCCAGAAAUUGCUCGAGUACUCGAACGACGAUCAGCGCACCGCCCUCAUCAAUAACGCUGCCCCCCAGCUUGUCAAAAUUGCGCUGAAUCAGCAUGGUACUCGAGCCCUGCAGAAGAUGAUCGAGUUCAUUUCUACGCCGCAGCAGACUCAGACAGUCAUCGACGCUUUGAAAUAUCACGUCGUCGAGCUGGUCAAGGAUCUGAACGGUAACCAUGUCAUUCAAAAGUGCCUGAACCGUCUGAAUGCCGAGGAAGCCGAGUUUAUUUACGAAGCCGUUGGCGCUCACUGCAUCAUCGUCGGCACUCACCGGCACGGAUGCUGCGUUCUUCAGCGGUGCAUUGACCAUGCUUCUGGGGCUCAGAAGGCUCGACUAAUUGCUCAGAUCACUGCACACUCUUUUACCCUCGUGCAGGAUCCCUUUGGCAACUACGUUGUGCAAUACAUUCUGGAUCUUGCAGAGCCGUGCUUCACUACUCCUUUGUGCCAAGUCUUCGCCGAUAACAUUCCGGAAUUGUCGAAGCAGAAGUUCAGCUCCAAUGUGAUCGAGAAGUGUCUUCGAACCGCUGAUGGCUCGACUCGCCGAGCGAUGAUUGACGAGAUUCUGUCCGGCAAUGAACUGGAGACGAUGCUGCGUGAUUCAUUUGCCAACUACGUCGUUCAGACUGCCAUGGACUUUGCCGAUACCGAGACUCGCCAACGCAUCGUCGACGCCAUUCGCCCCAUUCUGCCUUCAAUCCGCCAAACCCCUCAUGGGCGCCGCAUUGCCGGCAAAAUUAUGGCCGCAGAGGGGUCUGGUCGAUCCAGUGCUCAGGGAAGUGGACAAAUCACCCCAAAUGAGGUCAUUCCAGCCGCCCAGGCUUCCAAGAUAACCACAAAGAAUUUUUCUGGCUAUUCCCCAGCCAACACUGCGGGCGUGAUGCAGAUUGCUAAUGGAUCGGCCACGACCAAUGACCACGGAUUCUCGUCCGGCGCCUCGACCUCGACUCACCGUGGAAGCGCUGUCGAAAGCUCUGCAACCUUGGGAGCCCCUCUUGCUGCCAUGAGCGGACACGGUGGCCACGCGCACGCCUAUGCCGCUUAUUAUUAA